This is a messenger RNA of Agelaius phoeniceus (red-winged blackbird), 3675 nucleotides long. RefSeq names its product calcium voltage-gated channel auxiliary subunit alpha2delta 3 (gene CACNA2D3). NCBI's taxonomy places the organism in Eukaryota, Metazoa, Chordata, Aves, Passeriformes, Icteridae. The record is from RefSeq and is a predicted model, not a curated record. Gene Ontology annotation, cellular component: voltage-gated calcium channel complex. Gene Ontology annotation, molecular function: voltage-gated calcium channel activity.
AUGCCAGAGAACCUGAAUCUUCUUCGGGCUUUUGGGGGCUUUUUCUUUAUCUUCUGGACAGCUUUUAACACAGCCUUAGUGGAUGUGGUUGGAUCGGAGCAGCAGAUCCCCUUGUCAGUUGUAAAGCUCUGGGCCUCAGCAUUUGGUGGAGAGAUCAAAUCUAUUGCAGCCAAAUACUCAGGUUCCCAGCUCCUACAGAAGAAAUACAAAGAAUAUGAGAAGGAUGUUGCAAUAGAAGAAAUUGAUGGCCUUCAGCUUGUGAAAAAGUUAGCAAAGAAUAUGGAAGAAAUGUUUCAUAAGAAGUCUGAAGCUGUACGGCGUCUUGUUGAAGCUGCAGAGGACGCCUACCUGAAACAUGAAUUUGAUGCUGACUUACAGUACGAAUACUUCAACGCUGUGCUCAUAAACGAACGAGAUGAAGAAGGGAAUUACCUGGAGCUGGGGAAGGAGUUCAUCCUGGUGCCAAAUGACCACUUCAACAACUUGCCUGUGAACAUCAGUCUGAGUGAUGUCCAAGUACCCACCAACAUGUACAACAAGGAUCCAGCCAUAGUAAAUGGAGUUUAUUGGUCAGAAUCUUUAAAUAAGGUGUUUGUUGAUAACUUUGAUCGUGACCCUUCUCUCAUCUGGCAGUACUUUGGAAGUGCAAAAGGAUUUUUCAGGCAAUAUCCAGGAAUUAAAUGGGAACCUGAUGAGAAUGGAGUCAUUGCAUUUGACUGCAGAAACAGAAAGUGGUAUAUCCAGGCAGCAACUUCUCCAAAAGAUGUGGUAAUUUUAGUGGAUGUCAGUGGCAGUAUGAAAGGGCUUCGCCUGACUAUUGCCAAACAGACAGUUUCAUCUAUUUUGGAUACCCUUGGAGAUGAUGACUUCUUCAAUAUAAUUGCUUAUAAUGAAGAACUCCACUAUGUAGAGCCGUGUCUGAAUGGAACAUUAGUUCAAGCAGACAGAGCCAACAAAGAGCAUUUCAGGGAACACCUUGACAAACUUUUUGCAAAAGGAAUUGGAAUGCUGGACAUUGCUUUAAAUGAAGCUUUCAACAUGCUCAAUGAAUUCAAUCACACAGGACAAGGAAGCAUUUGCAGCCAAGCCAUAAUGCUGAUCACUGAUGGAGCUGUGGACACAUAUGAUACCAUAUUUGCAAAAUACAACUGGCCAGACAGAAAAGUCCGUAUUUUUACCUAUCUGAUUGGAAGAGAAGCUGCAUUUGCUGAUAACCUGAAGUGGAUGGCCUGUGCCAACAAAGGGUUUUUUACUCAGAUCUCUACCCUGGCUGACGUGCAGGAGAACGUUAUGGAAUAUCUCCAUGUCCUCAGCCGCCCUAAGGUCAUCGACCAGGAGCACGAUGUGGUGUGGACUGAAGCAUACAUUGACAGCACUCUCCCUCAGGCACAAAAGCUUGCUGAUGAUCAGGGAUUGGUGUUGAUGACAACUGUUGCCAUGCCAGUAUUUAGUAAGCAAAAUGAGACUAGGUCUAAAGGGAUUCUCCUGGGAGUAGUUGGCACAGAUGUUCCAGUUAAAGAGCUUUUAAAAACUAUUCCAAAAUACAAGUUAGGAAUUCAUGGAUACGCUUUUGCAAUUACAAACAAUGGAUAUAUUUUGACUCACCCAGAACUCAGGCCUUUGUAUGAAGAGGGGAAGAAACGAAGAAAGCCCAACUACAGCAGUGUGGAUCUUUCUGAGGUGGAGUGGGAAGACAGAGAUGAUGUGCUUCGAAAUGCAAUGGUGAACCGGAAAACAGGAAAAUUCUCCAUGGAAGUGAAGAAAACAGUGGACAAAGGGAAGCGGGUCCUGGUGAUGACAAAUGACUACUAUUAUACAGACAUCAAGGGUACUCCAUUCAGUUUAGGUGUGGCUCUCUCUAGAGGACAUGGAAAAUACUUCUUCAGAGGGAAUGUAACUGUAGAAGAAGGUUUACAUGAUUUAGAACACCCUGAUGUAUCUUUAGCAGACGAAUGGUCCUACUGCAACACUGACCUGCACCCUGAGCACCGGCAGAUGACUCAGUUGGAAGCGAUCAAACGCUACCUCACAGGGAAGGAGCCCCUGCUCCAAUGUGAUAAAGAAUUGAUCCAGGAAGUUUUGUUUGAUGCUGUUGUGAGUGCACCAAUAGAAGCUUAUUGGACCAGUCUAGCAUUGAAUAAAUCAGAGAACUCUGACAAGGGGGUGGAAGUUGCCUUCCUUGGGACACGGACUGGGCUCUCUCGGAUCAACCUCUUUGUGGGGCCAGAGCAGCUGACCAACCAAGACUUCCUGACAGCUGAAGAUAAGGAAAAUAUUUUUAAUGCUGACCAUUUUCCACUCUGGUACAGAAGAGCUGCUGAACAAAUACCUGGGAGUUUUGUCUACUCAAUCCCAUUCAGCACAGAAACUUCUAACAAGAGCAAUGUGGUGACAGCCAGUACUGCUAUUCAGCUUCUGGAUGACAGGAAAUCUCCAGUGGUUGCAGCUGUAGGUAUCCAGAUGAAACUUGAAUUUUUCCAGCGGAAAUUUUGGACUGCAAGCAGACAGUGUGCAUCUCUCGAUGGCAGAUGUGCUAUAAGUUGUGAUGAUGAAACAAUCAACUGUUACCUAAUAGAUAACAAUGGAUUUAUUUUAGUGUCUGAAGAUUAUCAACAGACUGGUUACUUUUUUGGGGAGGUUGAAGGGGCUGUGAUGAACAAGUUACUAACAAUGGGCUCUUUUAAGAGAAUUACCCUUUAUGACUACCAGGCCAUGUGUAGGACAAACAAAGAGAGUAGCGACAGUGCCCAUAGCUUACUGGACCCUUAUAAUGCCUUCUUUGCUGCAGUAAAGUGGAUUAUGACUGAACUUGUCUUGUUCCUUGUGGAAUUUAAUCUAUGCAGUUGGUGGCACUCUGAUCUAACAGCUAAAGCUCAGAGGUUGAAGCAGACCCUGGAGCCCUGUGACACAGAGUACCCAGCCUUUGUUUCCGAGCGCACCAUAAAGGAGACCACGGGGAACAUUGCUUGCGAUGACUGUUUCAAGUCUUUUGUUAUCCAGCAGAUCCCAAGUAGCAACCUCUUCAUGGUGGUAGUAGAUAAUGAAUGCUUCUGUGAUUCUAUCCCACCAAUUACCAUGGCACCUAUAGAAAUAAGAUAUAAUGAAUCCCUUAAAUGUGAACGGUUGAAAUCUCAGAAGAUAAGAAGACGCCCAGAAUCUUGUCAUGGAUUUCACCCUGAAGAAAAUGCAAGAGAAUGUGGCGGUGUCUCAGGCCUUAGUGCUAAACCUUCUCUUCUUCUUCUUCCUCUACUAUUGAUGAUUUUCUCCAGGUGACAUUGACUGAUGUGUUCAACUGGCAUGCUAAAACAUGGAUAAACUGUGAACUGGGAAAUGGUGCAACAUAGAGGACAUGAAAUAUAGUCAGAGCAUCAGCAUUUCAUGAUUUUAAACUGUUGGUGAUAUAAAUUCUUAAAGAUAUGUUGAAAAAAGAUUUAUCUUUUUACUUUGCAAGUCGUGCAGAUGUGAAUUUGGCAUAUGGCAGUCAUGAUUCAUCAAAAAAGGACUUGGUAGAUAGAGGUGACCAUUGCUUUGUCCCAUUGAAUACAAUUUAAACUGUGUACUUUUUUCAAUAAAGUAUAUUAAAAUCACAGUUUCAGAGUGUAUUUUAAGUAUGCUAAUAUAUUUGUUCAAAUAAUGAAUGAUGGGAAGAAAAUAAAAUAAAUGGAUGAUAUUUUA